Ostreobium quekettii is the source of this 4176-nucleotide messenger RNA. The record is from the annotation of a GenBank genome assembly. NCBI's taxonomy places the organism in Eukaryota, Viridiplantae, Chlorophyta, Ulvophyceae, Bryopsidales, Ostreobiaceae.
AUGGCUGAGAUGCCUGGUUGGGGAGAAGACAUGGCAGAGGACAUGCCAGGGGACAUGGCAGGGGAGAUGCCAGGGGAGAUGCCAGGGGACAUGCCAGGGGAGAUGCCAGGGGAGAUGCCAGGGAAGAUGCCAGGGGACAUGGCGGCUGCGCCUUUACCUGUCUUGUCGCCACAGGGCGACCCAAAGAAGAGGAGGUCUCGCCACAAAAUCGGGCCCAUCCUUUGUGAUGUCAUUGGUUGUGGGGCUGAGAUCGAGAGAAAAUACCUGAAACGGUUCCGUCUGUGCCAAGAACACCACAGGUCUCUGGCGCUGGUCUCUGGGGACCAGCUUGUGCGAUUUUGCCAGCAGUGCAACAAGCUCCAUGAUGUGAGGGAGUUCACUGGUGACCACAGGAACUGCGACAUUGCUCUCAGGAAGAGGCAGCGAAAAGGCAACAAGGCCACAGACAACAAGGUGCGGAGCAAGAGCAGACUCGAGCCCAUCCACUGCAGCGAUCAGGAUUCAAGCACUGUGGGCUCCGAUUGCGAUGGGCUAACAUCUCCAAAACGUAGCAGGCCGUGCAGAGCGGACAACACCCCAGCACCUAGGGUGGUGUCCGUCUGCAAGGACGACGGAGAUAGGCCAUCCAGCAUGGGCCGACCAGGCGCCAGAGAUGGCAGGGACAUCGACUCAGCCAACAACGAUCCUGGGAAAGCCGGCUGUGGUGGUGGAAAGAGCAGUCCCAACUCUGUGACGCUCGACCACUGGUGGAGUGUGACGGAAGUGCGCAAACCAGUGUUCAUGCGCUCGGACUCGAUUUCGUCCUAUGAAGUGGGGUCUGUUGACGUGCAGAUGAAGCACCUGCUUAGUGAUGAAGAGAUCUCGGACCAGGAUCUCCCACUUCACCUGUGCACAUGCGGCGUCUGCUCCAUCUGCAGGAGUGCCCGUGAGAUUGCAUUGGAUGGCAGUAGCUGCUGGACCCCCUAUGAGUGCGGAACAGCUUGUGCACCAACGCAGGCCCCCCCACCAGUUCAACCAGUUGCAGAGGAGCCCACGGUGCCCUGCGCCAUGCAGGGCCAGGUGGAGCCAUCCAUGUGGUCGACCCCUUCGACUCCUGAUUUUGGGGAUGGCACGUCGGACUACUGGCAGGUGCCUAAGGCGGCACUCCAUGGCAUGGAGAGCAGCGCUGCUUGUGCUGCUCCUCUGGAACUGGAUGCUGAUCCGUUCUGCCCAAUUGCUGUUGAUGCGAAUGAGUUUCAACAGGGGCGUCUGGCCCAAUGGCCAGGUGUCAUCCCGGCAGUGGGCAGAGACACUCUGAGCCCAUACCCAAGACAGCAGUGUCAGAGCACUGCCCAGUCAAGAUUGGCCACCCAAGCUGUUUUGUACCGCAGGGCUCCUGCCAACUCCCUUGCCACAGCAGGGCCCAAUUUGCAUUUUGCAGCUCCGCGUGCUGGGAAUGCACAGUAUGGAAGACUGCAUGGGGACAGCAGAUGUGUACCAACUGGGCCCCCUACGGGUUACAUGCCUGGUCCAGUUGAUGCAGUGAGCCCCAAGUUCAACUGUGCUCAAAGGAAGGUGUAUCCCCCCCCACUGGCUAUUGAAGAACAACUCAUCGCUCAAGGCAAUGAAAUUUCCCCUGCUCUGCAGCGGGCCUCAGUAUCGCCUCACCAUCACAUGCAGGUGAUGCAGCCGACGCAGCCGACACAGCCUGCAGGUCUGCUAGAUAAUCCCCUGGCCUUGGCGCUGGCAGCAAGCCGUCAAGGCCCGCAGCAGAGGCCCCAGAACUUGGUGCAAUUCAGGCGCCGCACACUCAAGAUGCCUGAAGCUGUUCACGAUCCCCAGAUGGACCUUCUUGAGGCUCUGGGACCAGUUGCUGCAGGUGGACACCUUGCAGCCCAGACGAGAGCGAUGUCUGGUUGUGUUCGGGUCGUUGUCACUGUGGCUACAGAGGAUGAUGGGCUCAGUGGCAGCACACGAUUCCAGGCUGUGGCAACUGCGGAACCGCGGCAUGCUGCCCUCCCAGAUGUGAAUGAGGCGAGCAGCCACAGCUGCAGCGACACUCUGCCACACUUUGAAGAGGUUCCAGAAGGACAGGCACAGCAGGAGACGACUGUUCUGGAGCAAGUGGCCAGCCAACUGCCAAGUGCAGUGGCACAGAGGCUACCGACGGAUAAUUGCUGGAUCCAGACCGAGCACCACUUGGGUCGUGUGGUGGACGGGAACUUCCGCGAGCAAUGGGAUGUUGCUGAGCCGCUCAGGGGCUUUGACGUCCUGUCGAUUCUGCCCGCCACAUUUCUGGCUUCUCAGGACACGGAUGUGAAGAUCUUGGGUCGUGGCCUUGGACAGCCAGCGAGGGUGCUGUGCAGCUUCGGCUCUGAGACCCGAGUGCUCAGUCUCAGCCUGACUCGAAUAAGAGUGGGUUGGGCAGGCGAGGUAGAGAUCAUCGAGAGCCGAAACUCGGGGCAGUCUGCAGGGGUCGAUGCUUCUGAAGCUUUGGCUCUUGUAGCAAGGGCCCGCGGCGGCGUGGAGGUGGGCGACGUCCUUGAGGUCUGGAGUGGCCGAGUGAGGGCUUUCCAUGGAGAGGGCGUUGGUUAUGUGGAAGCUGAGAUGGGCCACUUGCUAACCAACCCCAUGCCCAUCAUGCUGACCAGCAGCAUGAGUGUGCUGGAAGACAUGGAGGUGCUGGAGAAAGAAGUGGAGGAGUGCCGAAUGACAGAGGAAGAACUUCGGCAGACACGCGAAGACAUUGGCCAAGUCAUCAGCCAUCUUGCACAUGGCAAUCAUGUGGCAGCAGCAAAGCGAGAGGAGGACCGGAUAGACUUCGAUGUCCGGCCCUGGAACGACCAGGGCACUCCAGAAUUCAGGGCAAUGAUGGUGACCCUGGCCAACUGGCAUGUUGGCAACUUUUGCCGAAGGGGUCUCCCUGCCCUGAUGAGGGCCAUGCUGCCAGCAGCGCUGUUGUCAGGAGCUGACUUCGCUGCCAUAGCAGAGCUGGCAUUCAGUGACGGGUGGACGCUUUUGCAUCUUGCUGUGAUGUCUCACAGCGUGCAGAUGGUCAGGGCUCUGAUGAAUUUAGGCAAGGAGCAUGGCUACACGUGGCGCUGGGACAUUCCUGGGCCAAUGGGCCUCACCCCUCUUCACAUGCUGGCUGUGGAUAUCAACGGAGCUGAAAUGCUCAAAUUUGUUGUUUCUCUUGAGCCAGAUGUGAGCGCAAUGUGGUUCAAGCUGUCCAUAAGCAACGGUGAGACCCCGGAGUGCUUUGCGCACCGCGCAGGGCACCCUGGGCUGAACGAUUUUGCAAGGGUUCACAGGGCAGAACGCACAGCCGAACAGGACUGGCAGGACCAGAGUGCGAGCUUGAUAGAUGCCGUUCCCAAGACAGAGGAAGCCCCGCAGCUCUCACAGCCCCAAGAACCAAAUCCUGAAGAAGAUGGUGCAACUUCUACUGCCCACAAUUGUGGGCAGGAGAAGUGCAAACCCUACGAAGAACCUUGCCCUUCCCAGGUCCCAUGUUUGACACCAUUAAGCUCUCUUUGGAACAGUGGAUUGAGGUUCACAGAUCCAGCGAAGGAAGCCAGGUUCAAGGACUACUUUGGACAGACACUGCAUGGCACCGAUGGGCUGUUCGCAUUCUUGUACGUGGCGUGCUGCAUGUAUGUGUUGUUGAUGAUCGAGUUGGGGAACUUCAAGCAACCUACCAGGGUUGUGUGGAGUCAGGAGGGCAUGCUGCCGUACGCCCUCGCGCUGCUGCCGCUGGGUUUGCCACUUGUCAUCAACUGGGUGUUCCAAAGCUUCACAUGGUACUACAAGUGGCGUGAAACCAUCCAUGUGGCUGGCAGCUAUGCGAGUGUUGCUGUGUCGCUCUGCUUUGGGAUUGGACCCAUGCAGUGGUUCCUCUCCAGAUGGUCGAACAGCUUGUUCGCAGUUGGUUUCGUUGCUUCCAGGGUGAGCUUUCCCACACAGGUUCGACUCUGUCAUCAGGUACGGCUGCAUGCUGCUGAGCUGUUCGUCGCUCUGGCCAGUGCCUUGCGCCAUGGCAUGCUGCAUCGAGCCUUUGCGGAGUGUUUCUGCAUGAUAUUGGCCAUGGGUGCCAACUUGGCGUGGACAUACUAUGAGGAGAAGCAGUCGCGGUUGAAUUUUUUGAACAGCAAGCCUCAGCGAAAGUGCGCCAAGAAGCUGCACAGCAAGUUGGCCUGA